AUGAAGCUCUGCAAGUCUGCCGCGGCUUUGCUUUCGCUAGCUUCCGGCAUCGUCGCAACAAACACAACAUGCAGACCCAAGAUUGACUCCGAAAAGCUUCAGGCGGACCUUACGACCGAAAACCUUAUGGCCAAUCUAAAGGCCCUCAAUGAGAUUGCAUUUGUCAAUGGGGGAAACAGAGCUUUCGGCCUAUCUGGUUAUGCUGCAUCGGUUGACUACGUCUGGAAUCGCGUUUCAAACAUCUCUGGUACCAAGGCUUGGAAACAAGAUUUUCCCGCCACUUUCGGCCAGGUCAUCUCGAUCGACUUCAAUAUUGAAGGGGAGUCUAUCUAUGUCUUCGGCUUAACCUACUCCCCCUCCACAAGUGAAGAGGGUAUCACCGCUGAGGUGAUUCUGGGUCCCGAGGGAGCCGCUGGUUGCGACGCCGCCAACUACAAGGGUCUGAAUGUCCAAGACAAGAUUGUGCUUGUGCAGCGUUAUCGAUGCCCAACUGGAGGUACUCUUGCGGGCAGAGUCCGACCUGCGGCGGCAGCUGGUGCUGCCGCUGUCAUUGUAUAUCAUGAUGUGACGACUAAUGCCACGGCGGGCUCACUCAGCGCCCCUGAUCCGGAGGGGUUCGUUCCCGCUGGCUUCAUCAACCUUGCAGAUGGUCUGAGGAUCAAGGAGCGCAUCGAUACAGGCGAAACCAUCGUGGCUCACUUCCAGCAGACUCAGAUUGUCGAGGAGCGCAUCACGCAAAACGUUCUUGUCGAGACUGAGGAGGGUGACCCGCACAAUGUCAUUAUGCUGGGUGCCCACUUGGACAGUGUCCAAGCUGGACCUGGUAUUAACGACGACGGAUCUGGGACCAGCCUACUUAUCGAGCUUUUCCUUGCCCUAACCAAAUAUCGAACUAAGAACCAGGUCCGGUUCGCGUGGUGGGGCGCCGAGGAGAAUGGUCUGCUCGGAUCCAAGUAUUAUUGUUCCAACCUCCCCACGUACGAUGUCGACAACUUGCUCGUUUACCUCAACUUCGAUAUGGUAGCCAAGGGCUUCUUCGGUGUUGCCGAUACUGAUGGAAGUACUCACGGAACCGCUGGACCUGCAGGAUCUGACGUUGUUGAGCAUAUUUACGAGGCCUAUUUCGAGAGCCAGGGUCUCGAAGUUACUCCCGCUGUUCUUACAAAUGGAAGUGACUAUGCCUCAUUCUGGAAAAUCCUCCAUAAGCCUUUCGGUUUCCUGCACACCGGCACAGCCGUUGCUCAAGAUCCUUGCUACCACCAAGCUUGUGACACCAUCGAUAAUCCCGACCCUAACACUAUUACUGUCAACGCAAGGGCUGCUGCUCACAUGUUGACUGCUUUAUCGCUAAACGGAACAGAGCUCAUUCCGAAGACUCCUGCCAACGCCACUAUGUUGAUGCACCUGCAAUCAAGAGGUCUUGAGAAUGACAUUAUACACAUUGAGGAGCUUGAAGCUCUCGGGGAGAGGCACCUUGGCUGCGGCCACGACAUUUAA
Molecule: messenger RNA, 1497 nt
Organism: Colletotrichum graminicola M1.001
Lineage: Eukaryota; Fungi; Ascomycota; Sordariomycetes; Glomerellales; Glomerellaceae
Product: peptidase family M28
Exons: 5
Coding region: 1-1497 (498 amino acids)
Biological process (GO): proteolysis
Molecular function (GO): metalloexopeptidase activity
Source: RefSeq, a predicted model, not a curated record